Messenger RNA from Desarmillaria tabescens, 3427 nucleotides. RefSeq lists its product as uncharacterized. The record is from RefSeq and is a predicted model, not a curated record. Lineage: Eukaryota; Fungi; Basidiomycota; Agaricomycetes; Agaricales; Physalacriaceae. The transcript has 12 exons. Bases 26 to 3046 code for a protein of 1006 amino acids.
AUUACUUACCGCCACUAUUUCUCGAAUGUCCGACUCAGACUGGGUUCCUAUAUCUGACGCAUCAGGAUGGCCGCUAGAAGUAACUUCCUUGUCUUGUCUUCUGGGUCCCAAGAUCCCUUUGGAGCUUGCCAACGGAACAUUCACCUUGACUUCACUAAGGUCUUCUGCGCUGCUUAAAGAAUUUGCCACACUAUUCAAGAGCUCACCAGGAUUAUUCGGUGACACUAAUUGCAGCUCGCAGGUCUUGUCAGUAUUGGACUUGAUACUUUCAACUGUCGCAGCACUCCGCGCAAUUUCUGAGAUGUCAACGAACGACAUCCAACGUCCAACCACUCUUUUCUGGUCGUUACUACUCCGGUCUCUUGUUAUUACCUGUUAUGACAAAUCUUACAUCUUGGAAAAUGUAUCGUUUGCUUUACCGAAACAACCGGAAUCCAAGUGCGUCGUAUUGGAUGGACACGCCUCUCUUCUGGUUUCUCAUCUUGCAGAUAAUUUUCAACCACCGAGGGGCGAGGAUGUGGGCCCAACCACCGAGGAACCGUCCUCUAUUCCAGAACCAUAUGUCGCAGAAUCAAAUCCGAGUCAUGACGAGAGCAGUUAUAGUCCUUCAGACGAAGAGGAGCCAUUAUCUGACCAUUCUGAUGAAGAUCUUGCCUAUGAGAGCACGGAUAUUUCGACAGAGCUGACCUCAGCGCCGUCGUCGAAUAUUCCGUUAGAGGCUCAUGUGCUUUCUCAUUGGCGACAAUCUGAUUCCGUUGCUCUCCCAUUUCUCUGCAUUACCGAUAGAGAGAACAUUAUUCCGCUGGUCAAGAGCACAGUCUAUCAGCGAUAUACGUGGGGAAUAUCUGAGCCCGUAGUAGGGAUCAUCUUGUCAGAAACAGGAUGCAUUGGCCGAGUGGUGAUAGGCUGGGUUGACGGAUCCACUGAGUCAGAUCACGCUCUGCCCGGAGUCAGGAUUGCAUACUCCGACGAGCGCUCUCCAGACUCUUCGUUAGGAAUCUACGAUCUGACUGACCCAGUUUCAACUAUUCAACUGGCGCAAUUCAUCCUCAACCUUCGUACACAUGUCGAAAGGAUUGCCUCAAAAUCAUCCAACCCGACUUUCAAGCCCAUUUUAUGGCGAUCCGACUCGAUUCCAUUGGAUGAAGAUCGAUCGGGACCGGAAGAACGAAGAGAAAGAAGGAUCCACAUUUGGUUACGCGGUGUUCCUUCAUCCCAGGGUGACUCGGCGUCUGCACACAUCGAUCCUCCCGCCACCGCUGAAAUUACAAAAAUGUCGCUGCCCUCCAAGUCCAGUAAACGAUCUGCCUCAGCCAAAUCGACAUCGCAAGGUAGCCUCAAGCCCCCCGUCAAUACAAAGCAACGGCAUAAAUCCCACGAAACUUCAACCAUGAGUUCAGCAUCCACUCGCUCCAAGUCCGCAUCAACGAUGGCAAAAGUGCCUGAAGCUGGAAUAACGAGCAGUGAUCCUUUGAGCAUCGGAAGUUUUCUGUCCGACCGGAACGCAUUUAGCGUCGCGCGCCUACCUCUUAUUGAAGCUGACGCGAUGGAUCCGAGAGAAUUUUUGGUGAAGGAAGAUGGACCUGCGCUUUCGUAUGAUGAGAAAAUCGCCAUCGAUGCCGCCCAGGAUGAAGAGGUCACCGCCAUGGCCAAAAUCUACGACGAACUGACUGGAUAUCAGAAACCAUUAUGGGAUACUCUACCAUCUGUCGAUGUCGCCGUACAACAUUCUCUCGAUCUACUCAUGCACCAGGUGGAGAAAAUGAAUUUGAAAUCAGAUAAAUAUGCCACACUUGAUCCUUCCCUAAUGAAAAUCGUCUCCUCUUCGCUCUCUUUCCUUUUAUGUGUCUCUAUGGGAAGCUUCGCCAAAGGCCUUUCCUACAAACCUAAUGAGGCCGAAGCCAGACAUUGCUGGGAUUUCCUUCUCUACAUCUCUUUUGUUGUUUCAGGCGAGGUUGUCUCACAGCGGCUCCUGUUGGAAAGACUGUUGUCACUUCCGAGAAACACCAUCCUUGACUUAGUGUCAGACAUUAAUAAUGCUUGGUUGAGGACUGAAGAGCGAGCAGAAGCUGCGGUGCGACUUUGCACGAAAACCUACAGCGCUGUUCAAUCUCAGUACGGACCUCGGGACCUUGUUUGGAAGCAAGCCUACGAGACUCUGGACGAUGCAUCUAAGCACGUGGUAGAAGUAGUGGCGUUGAUGCAGGAUCCUGGUAAUGCUGCUGAGGUGAUCAAGAAACGUGCCCAGGAAGAGCCUGAUAAUGCUAAAUGUGAUUCUUUUCUGGCGUUCCCACUCUCCAUCCCACCCUCCACCCCGAAACGCAGCCGACCAGAGCCUCUGGUGCGUGGCUGGGAUAAUCUCAAACCACCAUCAUCGGACGAUCACCCAAGCCAGCCAAAGAUUGAGGAGAAAAUCAUCCACUCCACUCCUACCGAAGAGGAGAAGCGGCGGAUGAAGAGCCCAUUCUUCACCAAUGCCUCAGAGACAAAAACUUUCAAGCUUACCCAGGCUGACCUCGAGAAGAUCGUCGAGAACCUUCUCGGAAAACAUCUCAUUUCUGUCCUUGUCGGCGAGUACAAGAAGCCUGACGAGGAGGAUGGAAAGGCCGUGAAUCAGUGCAAGAUGUAUCUUGUCAGCGCAGUGAUGCAUCUCAAGAGCCUCGGUAUAACCAGGUACCCUGUGUUUGGUUUGGCCACUAAUGGCACAUUGGGUGCGCUUCUUUGUUGCUGGUACUCGAGAAGAUUGGAUCGCGUCUUCAUCAUGGACCGGAAUAUCCGGCUCUUUGACAUCUCUUCCCCAAUUCAAGCGUACCAUUUCAUGACAUUCCUGCUUCGAUUACGUCGGUGGAGCGAUGAGCAGCUUCAGAAGCAUCAAGAUAGGAUUUCAGCGAACGCUAAUGGCACAUUCCUGCCUGAUCGCUCCUGGACUCGGAAAGCGCAGAAAGAGGCAGCUAAGAAGGAGCUAGCAGACAAAAAGCUAGCGAGAGGCGAACCUGACAAGGAUGCAGACAUUGUGGCUGAACAGUUCGCUGAGAUGAAAGUUUAGAGGCAUCGUGAGCUCGAGAUUCUUCUUUAGUUGCUGUGAAGUUUGCUUAGUACUUGCUUUCCUUGCUAUAAUAUACCCAGUUCUAUCCAUGCUUUGAACGUACGUCGAACCUGUUGCAAAUUAUUGAACAUAAAAUGUAUUUCGCACAAAUCCGAGUCCUUUUAGGACGGGGCUGAGAACAGCACCCGAAUCAACUUGCGUUGACUGAAAAGAAAUAGGAUGUCUGAACUAGCUUUGUGGAGGCUGACUGCCAUUAGCGAUAUGAGCCUAUGAAUUGCAGCUGUGGAGGUCGAGAGCAACAACCAAGGAACAACUUAAACUUUGACCAGUGAUGCCUUCACGCACACGCGUCAUACUGGCCACUAGAAACAAUUCCCUUGU